AGCGCAUCCACAAGGUGUUAUAUUUUUUAUAUUCAUUACAUACCUAACAAUAUAAAAAAAAAAUUUGAAUUGCCCGACCAUUGCAAGGUAGACCCAUUUUUGUAUUAAUUUGUUUGGGCUAUUCGGACUUAUAUCCUGCCAUUUUCUUUCAGUAAUUCUCUUUUAGCUUCACUUUAUCGCCAUUGUCACCACUUUGUUAUUUUCCAAACACAUGUUUUUAAAUAAAACCACCUUCCAAAGAGCUACGAAGUAAGUGAUUCAAUGAACAAUGUGAGCCUCAAAUACUUAAAAUUCCGAUUGGAUAAAUCCCAAGAGAAAAAAAUUACAAGAUAUUUUCUCAUACCUCAAAAUUCUUGAUUUUUUUUAUUGCAUAUCAUUAAAAAUUGUAUUUCCCAAUCAUCUGUAUAAUUUAGAAAUAAAUUCAAAAUAUGAUAUAAAUGACAUUUAUUAUAUUCUAACAACACUACAUAAAACUACACACCAAAAACUACUAAUAUACACACACUACAAAAUGUUUUCAAAAGGAAUAAUUAGGCUUACAAAAAAACAAAUUAAAUUACAAAAGUGUAAUAUUGCUGACAUUUGCGGAGGACAAAAUAUAAGAAAAGGUUUGGUUGUUGGUGUGUAUGAAGACUGUGGAAGUAAUGCACUAAAACUGUCACCAGCGGGAAAUAAGUUUGAUGUUGAAAGUGGAGGAAGAAUUUCAGAAAUUAUUAAAGGAACAGAUAUGAGUUUAGGAAAAGUGAAAGUAAUCAAUAAUCUUGGAACAGAUUUCUACGCUGUGGCUGUAGCAGGAACUGGUGCAGAUUCAGCUUGUUAUAAUGAAAAUGAAACGUUGGACGAAUGUAAAGAAAACAUAAGGAUCAGUUCUGCUGUUGGAGCACAAGCACUCCAAGAAAUGGGUUGUGCCGAAAUACUGGUCGAUGGAUAUACCAAUACUGAAGCAGCCGCAGAAGGUUCAUCAUUAGGAGUUUGGAGAUAUCAAGACCUUAAAUCCAAGGAGCAUCAAUUGACAGAACCUAAUUUGUCAUUAUUUGACGACCCAGAUGCAGACGGUUGGCAAACUGGGUUAUGGAAGGCAGAUGCACAAAAUAUAGUUCGAAAACUUGAAGAGACUCCAGCAAACUUAAUGUACCCCUCUGCAUUUGCUGAGGCAGCUAUAGAUAUCCUAUGCCCAUGUGGAGUACACGUUGAAGUAAGAGACAGAGAUUGGAUCACGGAUAAGCAUAUGACUGCUUUCCUGGCAAUGUCAAGAUCUUCAUGUAAUCCCGCCAUGUUAUUGGAAUGCUCUUACUGUGGUGGUGGCGAAAGUGAUAAACCAGUAGUUUUAACUGGAAAGGGCGUAACUUUUGAUGCUGGUGGCCUAUGCCUGAAACGUCAUUCAAAGAACUUUGAAGAACAUCGUGCAGAUAUGGCAGGAGCCGCUGUUAUUGUUGGAGUUUUAAAGGCUAUGGCAAGGCUUCAAGUACCUAUGAAUGUUAAUGCUUUGAUUCCUUUGAUGGAAAACAUGCCCGGAAAUAUGGCAAUGAAGCCAGGAGAUGUUGUAGUAUCAUUGAAUGGUAAAACUAUUCGAAUAGAGAAUCCUGAUAAUGAAGGAAGGGUGAUACUUGCUGACUGCCUCACCUUCAGUAACGAAUACAAGCCCUGCCUCACGAUUAAUAUUGCUACACUUACAGCUGCAGUAAGACACGCCCUUGGUUCAUCUGCAUCUGCAGCAUUCUGUACCUCUGAGGUGGUGUGGAAGGAACUGGCUAAAGCUGGAGCUGAAACAGGUGAUAGAGUUUGGAGGUUUCCAGCGUGGAAAAUGUUCACAACUAAAGUUACUGAUUGGGAGGGUGUUGAUGUUCAUAACGUUGGUUGCGGAAGAGGAGGAGAUCCCUGUCUAGGAGCAGCAUUUUUAAUGGAAUUCGCUCCACCUGUGGACUUUCUGCAUUUGGACAUAACUGGUACCGGAAUGUCAGCAAGCGGUGCAUGUGGAAAUCCCCCGUAUUAUCGAAAAGGAUUCAUGACAGGAAGACCCACCAGAGCACUUCAGCAAUUCCUUUCUCAAAUGGCUUGUCCGCUGGAUAGGCCAACAACUUGUUGAAAAAUUCGUCAAACGUGAUGUCUAUAAAAGUGAUGUGCUAUGUAUAAUGACUCAUGCGGAUAUUAAAAACAUAUUUACAAUAUUUUAAAUAAACAUACGAAUCUUAACCAAUAAUGUUACCAAACAAGACAAUACGAGUCGUUAUGGUACAUACAUCUAAUUUUAAAUUUGCUUGCCUUAUCCUUAAAGAGAUUGACCUUACAGAUAUUACAAAACUAUCAUUACUAAUAAAUAUGUUAAAAAAUGAUAA
This is a messenger RNA of Nezara viridula (southern green stink bug), 2336 nucleotides long. The record is from the annotation of a GenBank genome assembly. Lineage: Eukaryota; Metazoa; Arthropoda; Insecta; Hemiptera; Pentatomidae.